This is a messenger RNA of Eleginops maclovinus (Patagonian blennie), 6072 nucleotides long. It is a transcript of the gene hs6st3b, whose product is annotated as heparan sulfate 6-O-sulfotransferase 3b. The record is from RefSeq and is a predicted model, not a curated record. NCBI's taxonomy places the organism in Eukaryota, Metazoa, Chordata, Actinopteri, Perciformes, Eleginopidae. The transcript is spliced from 2 exons. Gene Ontology annotation, cellular component: membrane. Gene Ontology annotation, molecular function: heparan sulfate 6-sulfotransferase activity. The coding region runs from base 1 to 1314 and encodes 437 amino acids.
AUGAUGGAUGAUAGAUCCAGUAAGCUCAUCUUGGUGCCUAUCUUAGCAGUCCUUUUUGUUAUGAUAGGCUACCAGUACAUAUGCCCCGCUGGCAGCAAUUCGUGCCACUUUAAAGCUGAGGAGAAAUUAAGUGGUGUAAGCCUACUUUCCAUCCCGUACCAGGACAGCGAUGAUUUCUACAGAGAUCAAGACCUGGAGGAUGACAGCCCUCCUAAACUACCGUCAAAAUUCAACUUCACGGAAAGAGACCUUGACAGACACGUGGAGUUCAACAUCAAAGGGGACGGCGUGAUAGUGUUUUUGCACAUCCAGAAGACCGGAGGAACCACUUUCGGGAGGCACUUGGUGAGGAAUAUUCACUUGGAGCAGCCGUGCGACUGCAAACCAGGACAGAAGAAAUGCACAUGUCACCGACCAGGGAAAGAGGAGUCCUGGCUCUUCUCCCGGUUUUCUACCGGCUGGAGCUGCGGCCUGCAUGCAGACUGGACCGAGCUGACGAACUGUGUACCUGUCAUUAUGGAUAAGAAGGAGGCCCAGAGGAAUAAAAGGAACUUCUAUUACAUCACCAUGCUGCGAGACCCAGUCUCCCGCUACCUGAGCGAGUGGAAGCACGUCCAGCGCGGAGCCACGUGGAAGACGGCCCUCCAUAUGUGUGACGGGCGCUCGCCCACCCAGGACGAGCUGCCCAACUGUUACAUCGGAGAUGACUGGUCCGGGGUCACCCUGACAGAGUUCAUGAACUGCCCGUCCAAUCUGGCAAAUAAUCGACAGGUCCGCAUGCUGGCUGACCUGAGCCUGGUGGGCUGCUACAACCUGUCCUCUAUGAACGAGAGCCAGCGGAACCACAUCCUUCUGAGCAGCGCCAUGAGCAACCUGAAGAACAUGGCUUUCUACGGCCUGACCGAGUUUCAACGCAAGACCCAGUACAUGUUUGAGCGGACGUUCAGCCUGCGCUUCAUCGCCGCUUUCACGCAGAUCAACAGCACGCGAGCCGCCAACGUGGACCUGAGCGAGCCCGUGCGCAGACGCAUCGAGGAGCUCAACUAUUUGGAUGUGCAGUUGUACGAGUAUGCGAAGGACCUGUUCCUCCAGCGAUUCCAAUUCACCCGCCAGAGAGAGCACCAGGAGGUGCGCUUGAAGAGGCGCGAAGAGAGGCGUUGGCUGAGGGAGCAAAAAGAGCAAGGGAGGCCAUGGCCACCCAAAAACAAAGGGGGAGGAAAUGCAGAUGGGAGAAGGGGAGGAGGGUUAGAGAAAGGGACUGAUGAGUUCCCCACCACCACGGAGGACUACACAAGCCAGGUGGCCCGUUGGUGAGGCUGUGGUCUUAAAAGAGAGGAGCAGGAGAGAGAUUCCUCACAUACUUUUAAAGCAUUUAAAGCUUAGACUCUCUCUCACACAUCCAGUGUUUCUCUCUCUUUGUCUCACCAAUUAUCUGUCUCAUGCAUCUGUCUGUUUUUCAGCUUCAGUGUGAUCCAAGUGCUCUGCUGUUUCUUUAUGAAAACUGCCAAGUCUGUGCGUCUCACAGCAGCUCUGCCUUGGAGUGCCCUUUGGUGUCUUAAAUCUUUAAAUGCUGUUUAUAGAUUUUAAUUUUUGCCUUGAUUUCUUUUAUCAUGUGUUGAAUAAGACGUUAAACUGAGGUGAAAGAAGAAGAAAAAAACAAUCAAAAGAAGUUGCCAUAGAUUGCAUUGCUUUUCAUUUGGAGAUUCAAAAGCAAAACUAAGGAGUGUCAUGAAGUAUUUGUUGCACCUGGUAAAAGACAUAUUCCUUUUGAAAUAUGUUGUUGUAGAAGAAGUCAUGGUUGCAUGUCAUAUGUCCACAAUGUACUGAUAAUUGGGGAGGGUGACUUCCAAAAGAUAUGCAGUACUGCGAGCCAAAGUUGAUUAAAAACACCAUGUAUUCAUUGUAUUUUUAUUCAAUGACGAUGAAACCCUCUCUAAAGACUUUGUUGUAUGCAUGCGAAACCCAUAUUUUUAACCAAAUUACAGAAGACUAUAUCUAAUUGUUAUAUUUUGGUUACAGUUCAAUAUAUAUUGAUUUCCUCAAGUGCAAUACCUUGUUAACUUUACCACCCAGAGAUAACAUGUGCUGUAAAACAAUGUAAAUCACACAAAGAGUCACAAAGACUCAUGCUAAGCAGAAUUACUUUAGUCCCCGUACCUUAGCUAGAAAAUGUUGGGUUUUUUACAUGAGAAAAGAAAAGAGCGUAUUCAGUGAAUAAUUCAAGAAGUAGGUGGUAGAGAUAAAAAGUUGGUAUAUAGUACAGGUGAUGAAAUGUGUCAGUGUGGCUGGUGUGUGGCCAGACUGUGAAUGAGAUGAUCAGCAUUCCGCUCUCACGCCCCUCCCCGUCACACUGGCUGCUUUUACGUGUUUGUAGAACUGACGGCAACUGCACUGUGGGCAGCGAGAGCGCUUUAAUGCCAGCAGAGCCCCAGCCCACAAACACCAGCCUCAGAGCAGGGAGUCUGUCAUUUCUUCUGCCCGAUCGUUUCCAGUCCCUCCAAUCCAAUCAGCGAGCCAAUAUGUGAAAAAUAAAAGAGGGCUUGUUUUUAUCUGCUUAAAUAGACUUCAGUGAUGCUUUUUAUGCCUCUCAUCUCAUAUUCACUCAAAACCCCUGCUUGUCAAAUUAAACGCUCACUAAAUGUCAACACUGAGGUGGUACGGCUGCUGAUAUUUUAACAGUCAUUCUUCAUGUUGCUUCUUUUAUUGCCGUUAAUAUGAAAUACCUCGGCUGGCACAGGUUUGUUUCAGUUUAGAGAAUCACUGUUGUCAUGUUUGAGUGAUUCAUUCCGAUUGUUCACUGAAUGUGGUGAAUUAAUACAGGUUUGAGCUGUAAGGGUCUGUAUGGGUGCACUUACUUCAGUGAGAGUGUGGAUGGGUGGAAGAGAACAAAAACAAGGUGUAUAGCACAUUGAUAACUCUCAGCCAAGUGUUUCAAGUGGAGCUGCAGCUCUGAAUAUUAAAUCAUUCUGUGUUGAAUUAAUAACUGAAUUCAUGAAGCUUGUGUUGUAGCAGUGAAAUAGAUUUGUGACAAAAAUAAAUGUUCAAAUUAUUGAGAAAGGCUCAUUUUAGAUAUUUGUGUCUCAGUGCUACUUUAUGUCCAAAACUCCACUACAUUCAUUUGAUUAUGUGACAAUCGGUGCAACAUUAGAUGUAGGUGAAACAUAAACAAUGAUCCAAUGACAUUAAACACAAUUAAACUAUCCUGAUAUAUAACAUCCACAUCUAUGACUUAAUAAACAGCAGUGGCUCAGUCAGUAGGGGCUUGGACUGGGAACCGUAGGGUCGCCGAUUCAAGUCCCCGAACAGACUUGAAAUAUGGAAAGUGGACUGGUACUUGGAGAGGUCCCAGUUCACCUCCUAGGCCCUGCUGUGGUGCCCUUGAGCAAGGCACCGGACACCUCCAAUCCCCUAGGAUGGGUUAAAUGCAGAGGACCAAUUUCACUGUGUGUGCUCUGCUGUGUGCAUGUAUGUGACUAAUAAAGAGGGUUCUAAACAAGAAUCAAAGUGUUCGAGGGUGGGGGAAAAGGAUGUAUCUUUACCAAAACUAUAAACAAAAACUCCUGCUUCAUCAAGACUGUAUGGUAGUGGUUUGGUCCAAAGUUCAUCAAUGAAACAUAAUCAAAACAACUCGAUAUCUACACUGAUUUCAAAUUCCUACUUAAAUACAGAUUUCUAAGAUCCUGUUUACCACAGUAAUUGGCUAAUUAAGUUAUUAUUAUUGCUUAUACUUGAGUAUUUCAACAUAGGCCUUUAUCAAUCAAGACAUUUUUGAUGUUAACGCUCGGAAAAGCACAGCUGUAAAUAUUUUAAGAAAUGAUGGCUGAAUUUCAUUGAGCUUCAGGUUUUGGGUCCCCAUUUUGUCAUUGUUUUUGUUUUAUCAUAAGUAUCAGAAAGGAAUCUGAAAGGUAUCUAAGCUUUUCUUUAACCACAGACAACAUAUAUGCAGUAAUGAUAAUCCCAUUAAACUGGGAGAAUUUAUUUUCUAACUGGUAAUUUUCAGCAGAACAUUUAUUUUGAAGAUGUCUUUUAAUAAACCAACAUGCUGUAGGAAUUACAAUGUUCCCAAGUGACAGAUGGCAUGAGCACUGCAGGAGCUGUACGUGUGCUGUACAGCUAUUAAUGAAACACUUUCAGAAAACUAUGCUGUAAAUGCGCUAUAUACCCAUGUUUGUGUGAGUGUGUAUGGUUAUCUUGUCUACGAUCAUGUUAGUUUUUUUGUUAUCGUUAUCAUUAACACCUGUGUUGUGCUGCCUUAAAGCCUCCGAUACAGCAUACAGACUGAUCACCUAAACACUAGAGAUUCACUUGAGAGACAAAGAGCAAAGAAAGGAACUGAAAAGGUUCAAAAUGUAAAUAGCAUCUGUUGUGUUUAUGUGUAAUAAAGCUACUGUGACACCACAGAGAUCAAUGAAGAAGAAGAAGAAGAAGUACCACAUCUCAAUCAGCUGUAACACCUGCAGAUACGGGUUGCCUUGGAGACGGUAACUGCUGAGUGACUCCUCCGUUCAUUAAGCACAAAUUGAGAUAAUUUUUGUUUAUUACUUAAAGAGGGUCCUAUCUCCUAAUCUUAACACAGUGUGACAGAGUGGACUCUGCCGAACAAGUUGUCGCAUAAUAUUUUAAUAGUGUCUGAGUGAGGAAAAUGGCAACCUAACGUUGUUUUAUUUUAUCAGCAUUAACAUCGUACAGUUCAUGUCCAUGCAGUGAAAAUAAUAGAAAAAUUGUGAUCACUGCAUUAGGGUUUCUGCUAAUGGCAUCAAGAAAAACAUCUCUCAUUUACAGUUAGCAAGGCUGCUCCACCUCUCCUCUCAUCAUCCAAAAAGAAGGGCAAACAGGAAGUGACUUAUUGUGUUUUAUUCUGUCUGUAAGCCAUAGUACUGAUGCUACAUAUGUAGGGUUUCUACCUAAAAUAUCUUAAUGGUGUUAUGUAGGUUUAAAAACUUCAAUAAAGCCUGCCAAAGACAGAUUAUUCUACAAUUUAAGUUCAGCAAAAAAAAAAAGAAUUGUCUGCCAUAAGGACAUUACAAAUACAACAUUUUUUAUUCAUCCUCAAUGAGCUGAAAAUGUUGAACAUAGAAGAAAAAAAGUGUUGCUGUUGCCCGGUAAUCUCAUCCAUUAGGAUACAUUAAAGACGUUUACUGUACAUGCCAUGCCACAGCAUAUUCAACAACAUAUGUAAACAGAACACUGGCGUUUAAUGGCUAAACGUCAGUCGUAAACUCAUGAACAAUUUUGGAGGAGUCAGAGUCUUUUAAAUUCUCAGUCACCGUUGCCAGUUUCUACUUUUAUUUUUCUGUCAGCUGCUGCUUAUUCCCUGUGGAAACAGAAGAUGAAUAAGACAUUUAAACUGCAAAAUGGUUAUAAAUAAAACAACCGUACACUGCUUGAUUUUUGGCUUAUUAUUUCUGUGACAUCUUAAUACAUAUUUUCACAAUAUGAUGUCCUAAAAAGGCUUUCCACCCAUCUGCAAAUGGGAAAAGAAAAAACUCUAAAUCUGUUAAACCAGUGUGUAAAUAAAGGAUUUUCACUCAAAAUUUAAGUGACGUUUUCAUAAAAGUGUGACAUGCUGCUAUAUUAUUGAACUUGUACUGCCACAACACUGAGAAGAUGAUUUAUCUACAUUUAUUUGUUCAUUUAUAUAGUUUUAACUGUUGGUAAAGAACGGCUUUGCCUGAUGGGAAAUACCAGUAUUACCAACACCUCAGUGAUGAUGGAAGACAACUUUCUUAGUGUAAGAAUUUAUAUGUACUUGUUAAAAGUCUUGUGAUGAAAUGAACGGUCUAAGAGCCCUUUGGCGUGUAAUAUUUAAUCUGCCAUUUUGUCAGACCUGAAAAAAUGAGUGAAUUCUGUUUAUAAUAUCAGAAUAAAUGCAUUGAAUGGCCAUGACAUUAUGGUGUGUUUUUUUUAUAUUUUACAACUACACUACUUGAGGUUUUGCAAGAAUAUAUAUUAUCCAAAACAGAUUUUUGAAAUUGGUUGUGAAACAUCUCAAUGUAAACUUAAGGUGUAUGUAUACUCUGUAUAGAGUGUGAUAUUCACAGUUGCAUUUAUAAAACCCAAUUAAAAGUUAUC